Drosophila ananassae is the source of this 443-nucleotide messenger RNA. RefSeq names its product dynein light chain roadblock-type 2. Gene Ontology annotation, molecular function: dynein intermediate chain binding. Bases 96 to 389 code for a protein of 97 amino acids. Gene Ontology annotation, cellular component: centrosome; cytoplasm; cytoplasmic dynein complex. The record is from RefSeq and is a predicted model, not a curated record. The transcript has a single exon. Lineage: Eukaryota; Metazoa; Arthropoda; Insecta; Diptera; Drosophilidae. Gene Ontology annotation, biological process: microtubule-based movement.
UCCUUUAUAAUAAAUACAAAGUUAUAGUUCAAAUCACAUUUUAAACUUGGACAAAUAAAAUCGAAAAGUGGGUACUUAUAUAUAUUUCCUAAAAGAUGUCUGCCGAAAUUGAGGAGAUAUUGAAACGCUACCAGAGUUAUCCCAAUGUUGCUGGCAUUAUAAUUUUGGAUCCCUUUGCCAUUCCUAUUAAGACGACUAUGGACUAUACCUUGACGGUGCACUACGCCGCUGUGGUCCACACUUUGGCGGCUAAGGCGGCUAAGAUGGUGUCCAGUUUGGACGCAAACAACGAGCUGAUGACCAUACGCUUGCGCACCAAACAGCACGAGGUCGUCAUAGUGCCAUCGGAGAGCUACAUCAUUAUUGUGGUGCAGAAACCCGGCGAAUGAUUAGCCAAAAAAAAUGUAAUAUCCAAUAAAAAUAUAUUUGUGUUGGGGCCCCUA